Messenger RNA from Epinephelus lanceolatus (giant grouper), 5209 nucleotides. RefSeq names its product ubiquitin specific peptidase 43b (gene usp43b). Gene Ontology annotation, biological process: protein deubiquitination. Gene Ontology annotation, molecular function: cysteine-type deubiquitinase activity. NCBI's taxonomy places the organism in Eukaryota, Metazoa, Chordata, Actinopteri, Perciformes, Serranidae. The record is from RefSeq and is a predicted model, not a curated record.
GUGCUGCAGCAGGACGGCAGAGCGGCUCGUGUUGUGCCGGCCAUGACGAGAUGCUGCUGGUGACAGCGGCGGUGUCGGAGUGAGAAUGAACGCCUUCAGUAAGUGCUGGGAUGGAUGAGGAAGGUUUACCGUCAGCGCACGGUGCAGUAACACUGAGCUGUUGUGCCUCUGGCUCCGAGAUGGUGUCACCUCUGUGCGCUUUUCCCUCUGCUAUCCGGACAGGGGACACUGGCGGAGAAGUGACACGCCGGCGUCGGAAUUUACACAGUUAUCAGUGUGAGAAGAGACGAGCGGAGUAGAGGCGCUGUCAUGGAGAGACCGAGCAGAGUCAAGGAGGAAAUGCAGACAUCGAAGGAGGAGAAGCGCAAAGAGAAGAAGCCGAAAUCUGGGAAGCUGUUCAGGAGGAAAUCGUUAAAGUCCGUGGGGAGCUUUAUGAACAGAAUCAUCAAAACUUUGGGCACUUUGACCCACUUUGGAGACGCUGACGCGCAGGACGCGGAGGACGACGACGGGGGGUUUCGGAAUGGCGCACCUUGCACCCUGAGCGCCGGCGCGGGGAUGAUCAAGGAGGACGUACAGGUGACCUGGGACCGUGUGGUGAAAAACACCUCGAGCACGUCUUCUUCCCUGUGCGCCGGCAGAGAGAAACUACUUUACCAAUACGCAGACAAAAUCCCGGGUGUCCUGGGGCUGAAGAACCACGGCAACACCUGUUUCAUGAACGCUGUGGUUCAGUGUCUGAGCAACACCGACCUGCUGGCAGAGUACCUGGGUCUGGAGCGGUACAAGCUGGACCUGAAUCACACCAGGAUAAACGGGGUGGUGAAAAGUGAUGAGACGCGGUUCGUCAGGGGAGAAGUCACGGAGCAGUUGGCAUCACUUGUCAGGGCUCUGUGGACUCUGGAGUACACGCCACAGCUGUCUGUGGACUUUAAGACGAUAGUGUCCAAGUACGGAUCGCAGUUUCGUGGUAACUCCCAACAUGACGCCCUGGAGUUCCUCCUGUGGCUGCUGGACCGCGUCCACGAAGACGUCAACCUGGCGUCCCACAAUAACAACAACAGGACCAAACCUCCUGCAAAGGGCCCCGGUGGAGCUGAGGAGGUGCUGUGUCCCGACCCGUCCCAGACCCAGCAGCCCAGAGUCCAGCACAGCUUCGUCCAGGAACAUUUCCAGGCACAGUACAAAUCUUCACUGACUUGCCCCCACUGUAUGAAACAGAGCAACACCUUUGACCCCUUCCUCUGCAUCUCACUGCCCAUUCCUCUUCGACAGACCAGGUCGCUGUGUGUGAUUCUGGUGUUCAGCACCAAAGGACAGAGGUACCUGCGGGUCGGGCUGGCUGUGCCUCUGUUCGGCUCCGUGGCCUGCCUGAGGAGGAUGGUGGCUGACGAGGGGAAAAUCUCCCCAGACCAGGUGAUCCUGACGGAGGUUUACUCCACAGGGUUCCAGCGCUCCUUCUUUGAUGAGGACGAUCUGACCAGCAUAGCUGAGAAUGAUGUCGUCUACGCCUUCCAGGCUCCGCCCCUGUACAUCAGAGGAGGCUCUGCACGCAUCUCAGGUUACCAUCACAGCCUCCCAUCAUCUCCAUACUCCACUGGUCCGGAGGGUCAGAGGUUACCUUCAUCUGGAACGCUGUCAUCAGAGUUCCUCAACCAGGGCGUCCCUGUAAAGAUUCUGCUGUUGGUCUGCAACGCUGCGGGGACGGGCCAACAGGCUGUUAGGUUUGGACCUCCGUUCCUGAUGAGGGAGGAUCGGUCUAUUUCCUGGGACCAGCUGCAGCAGAGCAUUCUCAGCAAGCUGUAUUACCUGAUGAUCAACGGAGCUCAGGCCCAGAACACCAGAGUGCUGUUUAACAUCCGUGUGGUGGGAGGAUCAGCAUUUUACAGCUACCUGUCUCCGCAGGACGGGCGGCCACUCUACCACCCUGCUGUCGACAGAGCCCUGAAGCUCUGCAGCUCAGGAGGACCACCACACGUGAAGCUCAUCAUCGAGUGGGAGCACAGAAUCAAAGACUGCCUGUUUGGUAACAUUCAGGAGGAGGUGGUGAAGGACGCAGACAGUGUGAGGAAUCAGCAGCAGCAGCACGUCCAACAGUACAGCUGCACCCUGGAUGAGUGCUUCCAUCUCUACACCAAAGAGGAACAGCUUGCCCCAGACGACGCCUGGAAGUGUCCCCACUGUAAGCAGCUGCAGCAGGGCAUGGUGAAGAUGAGCCUGUGGACGCUGCCAGACAUCCUCAUCCUCCACCUGAAGCGCUUCAGGCAGGUGGGGGAGCGGAGGAACAAGCUCACCACGUUCGUACAUUUCCCUCUGGCGGGUCUGGACAUGACACCUCACAUGGUGAGCCGCAACCACAGCGCCCAUCAGCCACCUCUCCAGCCUGGCUGGAAACAGUCCCGACGACCCGACCUGGCUCCUCCUGACUUCCUGUACGAUCUGUAUGCUGUGUGCAACCACCAUGGAGGGAUGCACGGCGGCCAUUACACAGCCUUCUGUAGGAACUCAGUGGACGGGCAGUGGUACAGUUAUGAUGACAGCAGUGCUGAGCCGGUGCCAGAGGCGGAGGUGUGCACACGUGGAGCCUACAUCCUCUUCUAUCAGAGAAGAAACACCAUACCUCCUUGGUCUGCCAGCUCCUCAGUCACCGGUUCCACCAGCUCAUCCGCGUCUGACCACUGGCUGGUCAGACUGGCAGGGGACAGUAAGAGGGGCAGCGUGGUGUCAGGAGGACCCAUCCCUGGACCUCCAGGGCCCACACAGGCCCCUGAGUCUCCUGAACUGCCGGUGUUUAGAGAGGAACCCCCCAAAGCAGUAGAAACAAAUGGGUUCGAAGCCAAACCGUUUGUCCGUGGGAGCCAAGGCAGGAGCGUGAGCAUGAGAUCACCAACGAAGCCGAAGGAGCCUCUGAGCAAAGUUCUGCCACUGCGGUGGUCUUUUGGUUCCAAGGACCGCAUCAGACACCCGGCCCAGACCCAGCCUGGAGAGCUGGUGGAGUACCUGGAGUCCGGGCGCCGCCCACGAUGUACCAAAGACCCGAUCAUAACGCUGGUGGCCACGCCGCCACAGAGGAGCGCCCAGGGAAGAGCCUUUGAAGUAGGACAGGACUGCAGCUCACCGAGCGGCAGCAGUCUUAGUUAUACAGACAGACCCAGCUCCGACACUUGUUACUCCCCCAAAAUACCAGAGGGACAGAGCAGAGUCUGUCUGGAGAGGAGCAUGAGCCAGGGAGUCUGUAACAGCAGCAGCGUCAAAGUCAGAGAUGAUGGUUCUCUGAGGCAGAGGUCAUCUAAGAGACUGAGGCAGGACCACGGCAGGACCAUGGACCUCCAGAUGCAGCUUCAGAGACAGGCUAUUCUAGGGGAUCACAUCAGCCACAGUGCACCUCCGAGCAGAGACUCCACACUGAGAAGGACCAAGGUCCAGACAGGGCCAACCUCCAGGGCACAGAAAGGCUUUUUACAGAUGGCCAUUCAGCCUGAGGACAGGAAGGGACAGAGAGGUCAGGAGGGUCGCAGCCACGACAGCCUCUUGUCUUUUUUCAAACCUGGUUUCAUGAAGAAAGACAUUCCUGGGUCACCAAUCAAGGGACAAGACCGGCGUCUGAACGGCCACGGACAGCUGGGAAAGCUAGCAAACUGUAAUUUAGCCAAACUGUCCCUCUCUAACGGAACGCUGACCACGGCAGCACCAGACGAGAGGAAGGCCAACGUCAUCCCGAGUUGUGACGCCCAUAACUGCAAAGUCCAGCUGCUCAACGGAAAGGCUGGGAUUCAUGACCCUGUAGACAUUAAACGUGCUCACAGCUCCAGUAACAUCCAGACGAGGCUUGAUUUGACAUUUCGCAGGUGUGCCUCGCUGCAGAGGAACGGCGAAAUAAUGGCUCCUCCAGCCCAUCGCAUCCUGCUGUCUGACAAGCCCAGCUACGCCACCCUGCAGCGGACACGCUACAGUACCACCUCCCUGGUGCCUCUGUGACAGCCUCGAAUGACUGUUGAACACUAGGACCUCUCUACUGAUUUCUACGCUCGGCACCUAGAAGCUCACAGCAGGAGGCACCGCUGGAAACCAAGUCUAUCUUCUCACUCCCCUUCAUAGUACUGUUAUAAGUUCUUACCUGUGUGUGUCUUAAACUAAAUCUAUGCAGAGUUGAAUUUAUGAGGAGAAAUACUGCUGUAAUGUGAUUUUCUUUUUUUUGUUUUUUCCUCAUUUUGUUUUACAAAGCAGUCUACUGUUUAUUCACGGUUUUAUUUCUGAGUUUAUGAUCAAUAUUUGAGAAGAGGAGGGUGAUUUGGUGAAUCUGCAUGUUCUCGGCCUGUUAUGCAUCCAUAACACCGUCAUCUGUUACCUGGGCUCAAACAUGUGAAGCUGUUAAACACUGCAGAACCUACUAACACCGGCACUGUAAAUUGGCUGCUAUGAAAACAUUCAUCAUUUGCUUUGUCAUUCAGCAUCACUGUCAUGUGAGAUUACAGAUGCACUUUCUUUUCUUUUAUAAAUCCAUAUUUUGCUGCGUGACCAGAGCUGACAUGAUUAGUGACAUUGCUAAUGUAGCAGCAAUAACACCGCACCCAAAUUGGAAAGAAGGUGUUUUUUUCUGUUUCAGAUAUUAAUUAAACAAUUCAUCUAAAACAUACACAAACAGACACUAAUCAGCAGCAGAGGUUUGUGGACGUACACUAGAUGAAAUAGAGGGAGAAUCAAGGGGAAUCUCCUAAAUAAUAAAUGUUAACUUUAAAGGUGCAAUGUGUAAUACCUGGCCACAUGCUCAAAACCAACAGGGGGCAGCAUUUCACCUCUAAGUCAACUACAACUAACAGCAGGGCAGGGAGUUUACCAAAAGAUAUUUGGCCAAAGAGCUGAGUUGCAGCCGAGUGUGAAGCAGUCGGGAUGAAAGUCAGCACCUCCAAAUCCGGGGCCAUGGUCCUCUGCCGGAAACCGGUGGAUUGCCCCUUCUGGGUUGGGAGAGAGUUACUGCCCCAAACGAGGGAGUUCAAGUGUCUUGGGGUCUUGUUCACGAGUGAAGGUAGAAUGGAGCCUGAGAUGGAUCAACGGUUUGGUGUGGCUUCUGCAGUGUUGCAGGUGCUGCGCCUGUCCAUCGUGGUGAAGAGGGAGCUGAGCUGGAAGGUGAGGCUUUCAAUUUACUGGUCCAUCUACGUCCCAACCCUCACCUAUGGUCAUGAGCUCUGGGUAGUGACUGAAAGAAUGA